AUGUGGCUCCUCACCUUCGACAACCGUCUGGGAACUGCACCCCCGAACGACCCAGAAUCCAAAGUCGGCAGAGUUCUUGAUGUCGGCACAGGUACCGGCAUUUGGGCCAUGGAAUUUGGGGAGGAACAUCCGGAUGCUGAGGUUACUAAAUGUCUCAAGCAGCGUUGGGUUUUGGGCGUUGACCUAUCAGCAAUCCAACCGGAGUUCACAUACACCAACGUCAAGUUCGAGAUUGACGAUAUCGAGGAACCUUGGACUUAUUCUCGGCCCUUUGACUAUAUCCACAGUCGUGCCAUGACGUCCAGUGUGGCGGAUUGGAAGGAAUACAUCAAGAAAUGCUACGAUAACCUGAACCCGAACGGUUACCUCGAAUUGAACGAAAUUGACCUGUGGCCGAAGUCCGAUGACGGAACUUUGAAGGAUGAUUCUGCUCUCAUAAAGUUCAUCCGUCUGUGGGGAGAGGCUGCAGCCAUGUUUGGAAGACCCUUCCAGGAUAUCAGAGUUCUGAAGGAUGUCAUGAUUGAGACAGGCUUCAAAGAUGUCUACGCUCAGAUGUUCAAGUGGCCUUCAAAUGCGUGGGCCAAGGACCGGAAGCACAAAGAACUUGGCUUCUGGAACCACGAUAACUUCUCAGCUGGACUCGAGAGCUUCAUGAUGGCACCGCUCACAAGGGCUCACAAUUGGACCAAAGAAGAGGUGACCGUUUUUGGAGUCCAGGUUCGCAAUGACAUGAGAGACAGGAACAUACACGCCUAUACUACCGUGUAA
Messenger RNA from Colletotrichum chrysophilum, 768 nucleotides. RefSeq lists its product as uncharacterized. NCBI's taxonomy places the organism in Eukaryota, Fungi, Ascomycota, Sordariomycetes, Glomerellales, Glomerellaceae. The record is from RefSeq and is a predicted model, not a curated record. Gene Ontology annotation, molecular function: methyltransferase activity. The coding region runs from base 1 to 768 and encodes 255 amino acids. The transcript has 4 exons.